UUACUCAAUUUUGUUUUCUUUUAAAACAGUUAAUCAGAGCUUAUUCUUCUCUGUAUAUUCCACCAUGAAACUUGAUCUCAUCACCACCAAUUGCUUCCGUAUUUCUAAUUCUUUACUCUCAAGAAACCCAAUUCCAAUUCAAUUUCCCAGAAUUUCAAAUCCACUUUCCAGUCACUCCCUAUCUUUAACUCCCCACUCUUCAAAAUCUUCUCGUUUCCUCCCUAUUUUCAUUUCAAAUUCCACCAAUGAAUCAAACCCAAUUAGCGAAUUACCAUCAAAUACAAACACUGCAGAAGUGGGUGAGACUGAGACCUCAAAUGAAGAGGAAUUCAAUGUGGGAAUUGGAAAUCCAAUUGUUCCUUCUUAUAUUCAGCCAUGGAAUAAGCUUAGUUUAAAUGACCAAGCUUUUUUUCUUUUAUCAUUUAUUGCCUGCACGACUUCUAUAGCUUUUACAAGCCUUGUCGUUGCUGCCGUUCCAACACUUCAUGCAAUGGCUAGAGCCGCAACGUCGCUAUCAAAGUUAGCAGAUACAGCUCGAGAGGAACUCCCAAGUACAAUGGCUGCGAUAAGGCUUUCAGGAAUGGAGAUCAGCGAUCUUACAUUAGAAUUAAGUGAUUUGAGCCAGGAGAUAACUGAUGGAGUCAACAAAUCAGCUCAAGCUGUUCAAGCAGCAGAAGCGGGGAUUCGACAGAUUGGUUCCAUUGCUCAUCAACGCACCAUCUCAAUGAUUCAGGAGAGAGCCAACCUUCCUGUCAUCUCAUUGAAGCCGGUUGUUGCUGGGGCUGCAAAAAAGACUUCCCGAGCCGUUGGCCAAGCCACCAAGUCUGUAAUGAAUAUGCUCUCACGAGGGGAAUUCCGAUCAGAAAAUGAGGUUGAUUGAUAACUAUGGAAUUGCAAGAAUGGAAUCCAUUUAACAGGUUGGAGUUUCUACAGAGUUAAAUAAUUUCUUGUGUGCAUAUAUAUUAGAGAGUUGACAUAGUUUUUUGGUACAUAAAUAUUUUGUCUACUUUUUGGUAAAUUAGUCCAAAAAAUUAUUUUUUAUUUUUUAA
Messenger RNA from Mercurialis annua (annual mercury), 1049 nucleotides. RefSeq lists its product as uncharacterized. NCBI's taxonomy places the organism in Eukaryota, Viridiplantae, Streptophyta, Magnoliopsida, Malpighiales, Euphorbiaceae. The record is from RefSeq and is a predicted model, not a curated record. The transcript has 5 exons. The coding region runs from base 65 to 880 and encodes 271 amino acids.